AAUUUAAAUACCCAACAAACACUUCACAUUACAAUAUUACUCUCUCACUCACUCACUCACCCUUUCUUUAUCCAUCUCUUUUCUUUUCUUCCUCACUAACUUUUUUCACAGGGUUUCCAUUUAUAGUCUCUGUGUGUUUCUCUGAUGGAUUUCUAUAGGAAUAUGUCAGUAGUUACAGGUGGUGGUGGUGGUGAAAAUGGCGGGUUUCCAUCUUCAGACUUCCAACCAGAACAGUUUGUUGUUUCUCCAUCCUCAACUACUUACUCUUCUAAGCUUGGGGUUGUCUCAUCUUCUUCAUGUUGUUCUGUUGAUGACCUUUUCUCCACUCAAAAUAUGGAGCAGGAAGCAGGUGAUGUAAACAUAGAAUGGCUAUCAAACUUAGUUGAAGAUUGUUUAUCCAACACUGGGAAUUGCAUUAAUCAGCCUUUACCAACAAAUGACCACCAGCCAUUGAAUGUCAAAAAACAUUACUCGUCAGUAUCAUUAGCAGAUAAUCAACAUCAUUCAACAGCACCAACAGCCCCAUCUCUACAAAAUUUUCUGAGUAUUCCAACUGGAAAUUCCACAACCAAAAGAAGAAGAACCGCCAAAUUACCAAGAAAGCCAUUCAGCAGCAAUAGUAGUAUUAGAAGUAGCACUAGUGGUAAGAUUAAUAGUAGAAAUAGUAGUUGGUCAUCUCAUCAUCAAGGAGCAAAAGACCCACAAAACCAGAACCCUAACCACCACCAUGUGGUUAUGACUUCAGAGUACAUGACUCCACUACUAGUACACCAAGCUUAUUGGUUAGCUGAUAGUGAACUCAUUAAUGUACCCCAAAAUGAGAGCACCAAUAAUAAUAGCACUAGUACUACUACUUUCACUACAACCACAACCACUAUUGAUGAAGAUGAUGAGCAAGAAGAAAUUAUGAUGAAAAUGGAAGAAGAAGAAGAAGAAGAAGAAGAAGAAGAAGAAGAAGAAGAAGAAGAAGAAGAAGAAGAAGAGGAGGAGGGUAGAAGGAAGGACAGCUUGGGAAAUCUAGGACAACCAAGGAGAUGUACACAUUGUCUUUCACAAAGGACCCCACAGUGGAGAGCAGGACCAUUGGGUCCAAAAACACUGUGUAAUGCAUGUGGAGUUAGGUUUAAGUCAGGGAGGUUGUUGCCGGAGUAUAGACCAGCUAAAAGUCCUACUUUUGUGAGCUAUAAGCAUUCCAAUUCUCAUAAGAAAGUUCUGGAGAUGAGAAUGUCCAUUCUUCCUUCUUCUAUUCAUUCUGAAUAAAGAUGUUUGAAAUUUUUUGAGACAGAAAAAAAAAUUGGUAGUGCAGUUUUUCAGUUCUUUGCUUUUUAGUUUUUGUCUAUGUAGUAGUAGUGAUUCUGCUUUUACCCUUUUUUCUUCUUUUUCUUUCUACUGAUUAUGUCCCAUAUCCUCUUGGAUUGGCCAUUGCCAACAUUUAUGUACGUUGUUAUUUGCUUUGUAGAAAACACGAUUUGACGAUUUAAAGGUAUCAA
Messenger RNA from Papaver somniferum (opium poppy), 1490 nucleotides. Its product is annotated as GATA transcription factor 2-like. The coding region runs from base 145 to 1260 and encodes 371 amino acids. Gene Ontology annotation, biological process: regulation of DNA-templated transcription. The record is from RefSeq and is a predicted model, not a curated record. Gene Ontology annotation, molecular function: sequence-specific DNA binding; zinc ion binding. NCBI's taxonomy places the organism in Eukaryota, Viridiplantae, Streptophyta, Magnoliopsida, Ranunculales, Papaveraceae. The transcript has 2 exons.